AUGUCGUUCUGCUCGUGGGACGGAGGCGAGAAAUACAGAAACCACUUUGAAGCUGGUAUUAAUUUUAUAUUAUUCUUCUGUCGUAAGCCAUAAUAUUUUCUUUCUCUCUCCAGCAAUGCCAUGAUCAAUGGAGAUCGCGAGUAUGUUAUUCGCUUUGAUUAUGCAAACAAGUGUUCAGACGAAAUUUAAAUUACGUGCAUGUACUAUGUAGGUUUAAUUUGUCGGUACAAAGGAUUUUUCGACAAAUCUAAGAGUAUUAGAAUUUAAAUUACGACUAGAAAUGAGCGAUCUCAACAGGAGAGUUCAAAUUUCUGCAUUUUGUGGUACAUACAAUAAUUAGCAAAUUAGCUACUUGUUUUGAGGAAUUUGUACAAAUGAACGAAUGCGCUUGUUCUUCUUAAUCAGAGACGCGACGAAAUCAGGCCCAAGCCAUACUGGCAAUUUUAGAGCGGUUUAAAAAGUAUUUGUUGAUGCAUCUAGCCAAAGGUUGUGGUUUAAAAAGAUGACGUGCUUCGGCUGAUAUCGUAGCCACAAUGCUGAGUCAUUUAUACAUGUAGGCCUUGACAACACGAGUCAUCAUAAGAGAAGGGGGGAGUACUGAGAAGGGGGGUUGGGGUGGGGUGGUUUAGGAGUACUCCUUAUCUAUAAAAUAAAGAUUAUCUUGGAUUUUUUUAAAAUUAUUCAUUAAUUAGAAUAGGUGAAAUCUGGACUAUGACUUUCUAUAGCAACUUAAGUCUGUAAAAUGCUUCUUCUGUUACAUGAACUUUUCAUUGGAAACAUUGUUAAAUACUGUGAUGUUUAUAAAUUGUGAGUCUGUGAUGAUAAAAUCUAUCUAUUUCUUGAGUUAACUGGUGCUAAGAGGAAGUUUUCAGGAAAGCAAUGGAAAAGUCUUCUCUUGUGUGAAUCAGCUGAGUUUCCUUCCAUCCUUGUGGAGGGUUCUGCCUACAGGGGAGGUGGGGGGGGGAGGGAAAAGGGGGUUAAACAGCCUCCUCAGUAUGUUGCACUGCUUCCAUUCCAAAUAUCUUUUAAUCAAUUCUCCUUGCUGUCUUCAAUACAUUUCUUUCAAUUUUGGAGCUAAGAGUUUUUUGCUUAUCAAACAAUAUUCCCUCGUUGAUCUAUUAAUUUCUUCUCAUCACCUUUCCUGUUAAUGCUGUUUUGAUAUUGGAAGGAGAAUUUCCUUGUAGGUCACUUUUGAUAGUGCUGAAAUGGUUGAAUGUUGAGAUUGGUUUCUUUUUGUCUGGGCUUUGGUUGGAUAGUGUGAUUGCAUUUUUAUUUGUGUGGUAUUUUGAUGAUUGCAUUUUGUUGCUCUUUGCAGGAAUUUAUAUUUGUCCCAAAUGUGGUCACAAGCUCUUCAGUGCCAAGGCAAAAUACAAGCAUAAUACACCUUGGCCAGCAUUUACAGAGACAAUCAGAGCAGACAGUGUGUCAAAAGCUGAUGAAACUGAACCUCAGACAAGCAGUAAGGCUAAAGCGCUAAAGGUAGUUGUGUAGUGAGAUGCAUUCUGACACUUUUUCUCUAGUUAGUAUACUGCAAUCUCUCAUCUGAACAGUUUUACCUGUUUUUAAAAACUCUUAUCCAAUAACAUUGGAGGGUAGAUGCCCUUAAGACAGCAACAAAGGAGGGAGGCAUUAUUCUCACCAGCAAGGUCACCAUGGCAAUUGAGUUGUGUGCAUUCAUUCACAUAUCUAAGGGUGGAUAAUUUUUUACCAUGAUAUAGAAUUCUCUAGCUAAAUUACAAUGGACUGACCUAUUUUUAAACUUUAGAUGUGGAGAAUGUUCCACUACAUUUCUUCACCCUCUACACCCUAACAUCAAUAUGCAUAAUCUCCUUAUUGUUCUCUAUACUUCUCUUGAGGUGCUGACAAGGAGAAUUUGUUAAACAAUCAAGAGCUUCUUUUGUUGAUGAUCAUGUCCCUUUUUUCUUGUGAUUUUAAUGUGUGAUUCAGGGCUGAUAUUAAUUAUUAACCCUUUGACUCCCAGAUCAAAUUUGUAUUUCUCCUUACUGUCAACCAUAUAAUUAUCAUAAUGUUAGUUCAGAGAAUUUAGUAUUGGAUCAACUAAUUAUCCUCAAAUUGAUAUUUUUCUUUAUUCUCAUCACUUAUCUGGUUGAUAUUGUAUUGAUAUUGUAAGGAGAAAUUCUGUCUUGGUCACUUAUGGGAGUUAAGGGUGCUAGUUAGAUGCUAGUCAUUCCUAGAGAUCAAAAGGUUAAUAACCUUGUCUCUGGUUUUAUUGUUAAUUCUCUCCUCUAGCUGCGACUCAUUACCUUGUAGUUACGAGAAGUUAGUGCUAAAUCAAGAUAGCAGCUUCUUCUUGAUAAGUUGGAAUAUUCUCAUUACCUGUUUGCUGAAUGGAUAAGUUAAUCACUUCUGGGAGUUAAAGGGUAAAUCAGGCAGAGGGUGGGAGGGGAGUGGGGAGGGGUUGCAUAAAUAACAUGGGUCUCAGGUAGGGAACAAAGGGGUUAUUGUAAGAUCCAAAGAGGUUCUUUUUUUUAUUGUUUUUAUUUUUCUUUGAUUUUUUCCUUGGUGUUUCUCUGCUUUUUGUUUUCAAGUAACAUCAGCUGGCUUAUUUACAAUUGCAACCAAUAAAAUCUGAACCAUGUUGAAGGAAGUGAAAUUCAUGUUUUAUUUUAUUUUCUCUUGUGAAGGUUAGCUGUGGUAAAUGUGGCAAUGGUCUAGGACAUGAAUUCAUAAAAGAUGGCCCUGAUGGAAUAUCCUCAAGGUUCUGAAUCUUCUCUGACUCACUGCAGUUUGUCCCCAAACAGGAGGAACAAGUCAGUGGGACAGCAUCUAGUUAUGUAAAUGGGAAAAACUAAAUAACAAAGCUACAUUGCAUUAAUAAGUCCUACAAACAGGUUGUAAAAAAAAAUCCAAGGUGAUAAAUUAGGUUGUUAUAAUAAUGAUAAUAAUCAAGUUUAUUUAUUAUUUAAAAUGUACAACUGCUUAAAAUAAUACAUGGUUUUGGUUCUGCUUUGUUUUGAAGGAAAAGUGUUGUAGAAUCUGUAAAAAUUAUAUUCAAGAUAAAGAUUUAAAUUUUUUGGAGAAUGAACCUGUAGGCAUAGAUAACUGUAAUUACUAGUUAGUGGCUGUCAGCAUUAAUUAUUGUGAUCUGAUGUAACAGCAAACCUUCAUGCAAUGUCUGUAACUGAAAUCAAAUUGCACAAAGAUUGUAGGACAUUUUACAGUUGUGCACUUAGUUGCCAAGCCUCUGAUUUGGAAUGUGUUGUGAUAGAGAUAGAUUGAUAAAUAUUGUUGUGAUAGUGUCUAGUUACCAUGAUAACAAAGUUAUUUACAUUUAAAAAGCAGUGACAUUUGUAUCAUAACCCUUAGCCUCACUCCUGUUCAAAGGCUUGGCAACCAAGCAUGCAGCUGUAAAAUGGACGAUUUUCAUUGGUGCAAGUGGACUGGUGACUAGAUCAAGUAGACAUAAGUAAUGUGUGUAUUUGGAUUACAUAAUAACCAUUUUGUUCAUGCAACUAUAGGUUUUUCUCAGAUAAUACUGUACAUUUAAUGCCUACAGUGUAGUUACUGAAGCUACAUUGAGAAUUUUUGUUGAGGAUUUCAAUGAGUGCAUGGGUCAUUGGGUUUUUGUUUGAAUUUGAUGAAAUGUCCAGGUGAAAACCCUUCCUUAAAGGGAAGCUGGAUGUGGAAGAUUUUCACAGCUUAAUGUGAUAUCAAAUAAAACUGCAAUAAACUAUGUUCACUCAGUUAGCUUUGACUUUUAAUAUUUAUGAUAUGAUAAGCUGAAUCAAACAGGCUUUUUGAUUGGUCCUCACUCAUGAUCUAUUGUAGGUGGGUGCCAUCAUAAACAAGAUUUUGCUUCUUCACUAUGUAAGAGAAGUAGAGUCCAUGUUGCUGUGCAUAUUACAUGGAUAUAGAUAGAACACUUAAUUCUCAUAGCCAGUCAACAAAGAUGUAUGCUCAUGUAUCAGGAGAAUCUGCAUUUUGAUAUAGGGAGGUCAAGGUUUCAAACAAUACUAGUAGCUUAUAUUUCAUCUUUUGUGCUGUUGUUUUUUAUCUAUUUGUUUGCAGCGUUUACUUGUGUUAAGUCGAAACUUGUAAUAACAAACUUGUUACAAGAAAUUUAAGGGUCAGCGGUUUAUCUGCAAUUAGGCUUCAGUCUCCUCGCGUCCGUAUACAUAUAUUGAAAUUUUCGCGCAAAAAAGAACAGUAAUGUUAUGCAGUUUGUCGUGCUGUGAUCGUUUCUUUGCUGCAUCUCGUGUACUCCUUCUAUCCAAACCGUCAGGUACGUUUUGCGUUGUCCUUUGCCGUUUGAUGUUUCGCUUUGUGAUCGUCAUUACUGUUGUCGGUAGUUGGCUG
Molecule: messenger RNA, 4317 nt
Organism: Pocillopora meandrina
Lineage: Eukaryota; Metazoa; Cnidaria; Anthozoa; Scleractinia; Pocilloporidae
Source: the annotation of a GenBank genome assembly